AUGGGAACUUUGGCUGCCAAAGAGCAGAAGGAUUCCCCUCAAAAUACAAGCGACCACUUCUACAUUCGCAUCAAUGCUAAGUGGAUUGCAGUGGCGCAUGGGGUUUUUGCUUUGACUGCUUUUCUCGGUGCAUUGGUGGUCGGCUGCUACCUUCACUACGAGAAAAUCGUCGAAAACGCUAGCUAUGGAUACCCUGAUGAGUGGUUUCCAUCUGUUAGUGCUACGAUUGGCGAUAGAUAUCCAGAGAGAUCGGUGUUUCAAAUUUUUAUUGCAGUAACCUCCGGGCCUCGGUUUUUGCUAAUUUUUACCAAUUUCCUUGUUUUGUAUCACGAGGGCCAUAAGAAAGCAUGGACGAUGUUGAUUUCUGGAUUGUUGAGAACCUUCACAUGUGGUGGUUGGGUAUACAUCACUUCCACAGACGAUCACGACGCCCACGAUGUGUUUAUGAUCAGUUACAUUGUGCUCACGAUCCCUUGGACCAUUUGUAUGUCUUCAUUGUCUAAAAAAGGCAGUUUGGCAAAGAAGGGCCGUGUUUUGACUGCCUUGUCUUUCUUCGGUCUGCUUGUGCCCUUGGUCUACUUUUUCAUCCAGCACAAGGUCCACGUCAUUGCUGGUGCCUACUCCUACUAUGCCUACAUUGAAUGGUCUUUGAUUUUCCUCGACGUUGCGUUCGACACCUGGUCAUAUUUAGACUUUUCAAGCAUUGAGCUUAGAGUACUCGGCGCUUCGGUCGAUCUAAUUGCCGCAGAGACCCAAAAGGUUGAAAAGACCAAGAGAGCUUCAAUCGAUGAAGACUUUGACUUGGCUACUUUCGUUGUCAAUACCAUCAAUUCCUCCACAUUGAUGACAGGCAUCACUGCUAUGUUUGCAUGUGUGUGGUAUUUCCCCUUGUGGCACAUGGGCGUAUCGGGCUACGAGGCAGUUAUUAUCGUCAUGUUCAUUGCUCCAAUUUUUGCGCUUCCAUUGCGUCCAAUUAUUGCAGCGUACCCAUUCAUUCCAAGAGCUGCUGCAGUGAUACUCACUGUAGGAGCUUGGAAAGUGCCUGACCCUGCAAAUCGUCUUAUGACUGUUAGUGCUGGUGUCGGGUUCUCAGUUCUCGGGUUGACGAAUGAGUUGAUGAGCUUACAAAGCAACCCCAAGAGAUUCACUUCGUACUUUGUUUCAUUAUUUUUGGGUGUUUUAUCGUCAUCUGCCGUCAAGUACCUUUGCUGCUCGAAUAAUCCAGCUUGGCCAAUAAUGCACAAGGAGAACGGUGGAUACAACGAGCUUGCAUUUUUUAUUACGAUGAUAGCUGCCUUGUUCACUCGCCCUCCCAAAAAGUUGCCUGAGGAUCUCUCCUUCAAACCACAAGGGGGCUCAUUCUUGCUCGCUGCAUUGGGUUUGGCUGGGUAUCUCUUUUCCCUCACUGCUUUUUUCUCCGACUCGUCAAUUUUUGUAAUUUGGUCUUGGACUGGUUUCCCUAUCAAGGGUCCAACACCCGUCAUUGGCGGCUUGAUACACUUCGCAGCAGCUUUUGCAGGAGUCAUUACCUCCAUUAGAUUCCACCCCAAUAUUCUCGCUCAGCCAAUUUUCACAUUGGUGGGCGCAUUGGCUUCCGGCUUCGUGUUCUACGCUUUCCCUGACUGGUUGGGGUUUGCCGGCUCCACAGUGUUCACUUUCUUCAUCGCAUCCAUUACUCCUACCGUUGCUCAGUCUGUCUUGGGGUACUGUCCAAUCAAACUUCUUAUCACGGCCUACUUCAUUCACAUAGGUCUUUGCUUCAUGUCUGUUUGGAUUGUUGCAUAUGCUUUCGUGCCUGGAGGACCAAUGCUCAGAGAGAGGUCUGACAUCAUGGUGGGGAUUACCGUGAUCAGCGUGGCUCUUGCAGUUUUGAAUUAUCUUCUUCGUAAGUCUGCCUCCAAAAUCACUCGUAUCGAGGUGACGGGUGGGAAGCUUUUGAAGAAUGCAAUUCUUAUAAUAACGGUCUUGACGGCCAUCAUCAGCACUGGCUUCACUAGCAGGUAUCAGUCAUCUGCUCCGCAACCAUACAAAGCUGAUACUAGAUCCUUCACUGCCGGCAUUUGGUGCGUUCACUUUGGUUUAGACAAUGAUCUUUGGGCAAGUGAAAUCCGUAUGAGCAACUUGCUUAGAGAAGCUGAGGUCGAUAUCAUCGGGUUGCUAGAGACCGACACUGAGCGUCUUAUCGGUGGGAAUAGAGAUUUCGUGCAGAGAAUGGCAGAGGAGUUGGGAAUGUAUGCUGACUACGGCCCUGGCCCAAACAAACACACUUGGGGUGCUGCCUUGCUUUCCAAAUUUCCAAUUUUGGAAUCAGAGCAUCAUCUCUUGCCCUCCCCUAUGGGUGAAUUGGCACCAGCAAUCAAAGCAACUUUAGACAUUUACGGUGAAUUGAUCGACGUGGUAGUGUUCCACUCUGGUCAAGAAGAAGAUCCUGAAGAUCGUCGCUUGCAGAGCUUAUACCUCGAAGAGUUGAUGGGCAACUCGCAAAGACCCAUGGUGCUUCUCAGUUAUCUAGUCACCGAGCCAUUACAGGGUAACUACUUCACCUACUCCAGCGAGAAAUCUAGAAUGCAUGAUAUCGAUUCCACCGACUGGGACAGAUGGUGUGAGUAUAUCAUGUUCCGUGACCUCAAGAAGGUUGCCUACGCUAGAAUCUCUAGAUCCACUAUCACCGACACGGAGCUUCAAAUCGCCAAGUUCAAGUUCCUUACUGGCGAACAAACACAGUUAGGGGACGACUUCAUAUAUGGCAACCACUUCAUCAGCGAGGACGAAGUGAGCCCUGAUCUCAGUAUGCCCUCUCUUUUCAGAGGAGAAGGCGUGAGAGGACACAGGUACCACGUUUUUGACGAGCCCCGCUACUUUGCCGAAAGCGCCGAUCAGGUUGCGCAUUAG
This is a messenger RNA of Candidozyma auris, 2892 nucleotides long. RefSeq names its product Cwh43p (gene CWH43). The transcript has a single exon. Lineage: Eukaryota; Fungi; Ascomycota; Pichiomycetes; Serinales; Metschnikowiaceae. The record is from RefSeq and is a predicted model, not a curated record. Gene Ontology annotation, biological process: fungal-type cell wall organization; GPI anchor biosynthetic process. The coding region runs from base 1 to 2892 and encodes 963 amino acids. Gene Ontology annotation, cellular component: endoplasmic reticulum.